AUGCCUUCACCCAUCGUUAUAUCACUUAUUUUAGCUGCGAGUAUUGCUUGUCUAUCUGCCGAUGUCGUUGUAUACACAUCAGGCAACUACAAACUAACAAUAGUAAACAACGAUCCUAAUUUCGAUCAAAGCACACGACAACGAUGUAUUGACACAUAUUUUGCGACGAUGCCACAAAUGUGUGAUCGAUUCAAUCGUAAUUCUUGUACUCGCGAUGUACAAAUCACAAUUGAUCCAGGAUACAAUGGUGUUGCAUAUGCUUCGGGUGGAGCGAUUGUUAUCAGUGCAACAUGGCUCCGCAAUAAUCCACAAGAUACUGAUGUCGUAACGCAUGAAUCAAUGCAUGUUGUUCAACGUUAUCCACGUGGCGAUCCAGGUUGGUUAAUCGAAGGUAUUGCGGAUUACGCUCGAUGGAAAUAUGGACGAAAUAAUCCAGCAGCUAAUUGGUGGUUACCACCUUUUGAAGUCAAUCAUCACUAUACGAAUGCAUAUCGUGUCACUGCACGGUUUUUAGCUUGGUGUGAAAAGUUUUAUCCAAACAUUGUUGUUCAACUCGAUUCGGCAAUGCGAAGUAAUACUUAUUCAGGUAAUUCAUGGAAUCAAUUCACUGGUAAAUCAGUUGACCAACUUUGGAGCGACUAUGCAAACAAUCCAAAUGCUUAA
Messenger RNA from Adineta ricciae, 663 nucleotides. Lineage: Eukaryota; Metazoa; Rotifera; Eurotatoria; Adinetida; Adinetidae. The record is from the annotation of a GenBank genome assembly.